AUGGGAUUUGGGUUGGCAGGAAGGAAGAUGGUAGGUGGAAGUGGGAUUGGUGGAAUGAAGGAGACGCAAGAAAUGAUUGAUUUUGCAGCAAAACAUAACAUCACGGCUGACAUUGAGGUCAUUCCAAUGGACUAUGUGAAUACUGCAAUGGAGCGCCUGGCUAAAGCGGAUGUUAAAUAUCGAUUUGUCAUUGACAUUGGCAACACUUUGAAAACUGCCUAG
Messenger RNA from Thlaspi arvense, 222 nucleotides. The record is from the annotation of a GenBank genome assembly. NCBI's taxonomy places the organism in Eukaryota, Viridiplantae, Streptophyta, Magnoliopsida, Brassicales, Brassicaceae.